Molecule: messenger RNA, 14098 nt
Organism: Orcinus orca (killer whale)
Lineage: Eukaryota; Metazoa; Chordata; Mammalia; Artiodactyla; Delphinidae
Gene: GRIN2A
Product: glutamate ionotropic receptor NMDA type subunit 2A
Exons: 12
Coding region: 19-4413 (1464 amino acids)
Biological process (GO): synaptic transmission, glutamatergic; monoatomic ion transport; long-term synaptic potentiation
Cellular component (GO): postsynaptic membrane; postsynaptic density membrane; NMDA selective glutamate receptor complex
Molecular function (GO): NMDA glutamate receptor activity; transmitter-gated monoatomic ion channel activity involved in regulation of postsynaptic membrane potential
Source: RefSeq, a predicted model, not a curated record
GGACCGUAAGUGGCGACUAUGGGCAGACUGGGUUAUUGGACCCUGCUGGUGCUGCCGGCCCUUCUGGUCUGGCGCGGUCCGGCGCAGGGCGCGGCGGCGGAGAAGGGUCCCCCGGCGCUGAACAUCGCAGUGCUGCUGGGUCACAGCCACGACGUGACGGAGCGUGAACUGCGAAACCUCUGGGGCCCUGAGCAGGCAGCAGGGCUGCCCCUGGACCUGAACGUCGUAGCACUGCUGAUGAACCGCACGGACCCGAAGAGCCUCAUCACGCACGUGUGUGACCUCAUGUCAGGGGCGCGCAUCCACGGCCUGGUGUUUGGGGACGAUACCGACCAGGAGGCUGUGGCCCAGAUGCUGGAUUUUAUCUCCUCGCAGACUUUCAUCCCCAUCCUGGGCAUCCACGGGGGCUCAUCUAUGAUCAUGGCUGACAAGGAUCCAACGUCUACCUUCUUCCAGUUUGGAGCGUCCAUCCAGCAGCAAGUCACCGUCAUGCUGAAGAUCAUGCAGGAUUAUGACUGGCAUGUUUUCUCCCUGGUGACCACCAUCUUCCCUGGCUACAGGGACUUCAUCAGCUUCAUCAAGACCACGGUGGACAACAGCUUUGUGGGCUGGGACAUGCAGAACGUAAUCACACUGGACACGUCCUUCGAGGAUGCAAAGACACAAGUCCAGUUGAAGAAGAUCCACUCCUCCGUCAUCUUGCUCUACUGUUCCAAAGACGAGGCCGUCCUCAUCCUGAGUGAGGCCCGCUCCCUUGGCCUCACUGGGUACGAUUUCUUCUGGAUCGUCCCCAGCUUGGUCUCGGGGAAUACGGAGCUCAUCCCCAAAGAGUUUCCAUCGGGACUUAUUUCUGUCUCCUACGAUGACUGGGACUACAGCCUGGAGGAAAGGGUGAGGGACGGCCUGGGCAUCCUGACCACUGCUGCAUCUUCCAUGUUGGACAAGUUCUCCUACAUCCCCGAGGCCAAGGCCAGCUGCUACGGGCAGAUGGAGAAGCCAGAGGUCCCACUGCACACGCUGCACCAAUUUAUGGUCAAUGUGACAUGGGAUGGCAAAGACUUGUCCUUCACUGAGGAAGGCUAUCAGGUGCACCCCAGGCUGGUGGUCAUCGUGCUGAACAAGGACCGCGAAUGGGAAAAGGUGGGCAAGUGGGAGAACCACACCCUGAGCCUGAGGCACGCCGUGUGGCCCAGGUACAAGUCCUUUUCAGACUGUGAGCCAGACGACAACCAUCUGAGCAUCGUCACACUGGAGGAGGCCCCCUUUGUCAUCGUGGAAGACAUAGACCCGCUGACUGAGACGUGUGUGAGGAACACUGUGCCAUGUCGGAAGUUCAUCAGAAUCAACAAUUCAACCAAUGAGGGCAUGAAUGUUAAAAAAUGCUGCAAGGGGUUCUGCAUUGAUAUCCUAAAGAAGCUUUCGAGAACAGUGAAGUUUACCUAUGACCUUUACCUGGUGACUAAUGGGAAGCAUGGCAAGAAAGUUAACAAUGUGUGGAAUGGAAUGAUUGGUGAGGUGGUUUAUCAACGGGCAGUCAUGGCAGUUGGCUCACUCACCAUCAAUGAGGAACGUUCUGAAGUGGUGGACUUCUCUGUGCCCUUUGUGGAGACGGGAAUCAGUGUCAUGGUUUCAAGAAGCAAUGGCACUGUAUCACCUUCUGCUUUUCUAGAACCAUUCAGCGCCUCCGUCUGGGUGAUGAUGUUUGUGAUGCUGCUCAUUGUAUCCGCCAUAGCUGUUUUCGUAUUUGAAUACUUCAGUCCUGUUGGAUACAACAGAAACUUAGCCAAAGGGAAAGCACCCCAUGGGCCUUCUUUUACUAUUGGAAAAGCUAUAUGGCUUCUUUGGGGCCUGGUGUUUAACAACUCCGUGCCUGUCCAGAAUCCUAAAGGGACCACCAGCAAGAUCAUGGUGUCCGUGUGGGCCUUCUUUGCCGUCAUAUUCCUGGCCAGCUACACGGCUAAUCUGGCUGCUUUCAUGAUCCAGGAGGAGUUUGUGGACCAAGUGACUGGCCUCAGUGACAAAAAGUUUCAGAGACCUCACGACUAUUCCCCUCCCUUUCGAUUUGGCACGGUGCCCAACGGCAGUACGGAGAGAAACAUUCGGAACAACUACCCCUACAUGCAUCAGUACAUGACCAAAUUUAAUCAGAAGGGAGUAGAGGACGCCUUGGUCAGCUUGAAAACAGGGAAACUGGAUGCUUUCAUCUAUGAUGCUGCGGUCUUGAAUUACAAGGCUGGGAGGGACGAAGGCUGCAAGCUGGUGACCAUCGGAAGUGGGUACAUCUUUGCCACCACUGGUUAUGGAAUUGCCCUCCAGAAAGGCUCCCGUUGGAAGAGGCAGAUUGACCUGGCCCUGCUCCAGUUUGUGGGUGAUGGGGAGAUGGAAGAGCUGGAGACCCUGUGGCUCACGGGGAUCUGCCACAACGAGAAGAACGAGGUGAUGAGCAGCCAGCUGGACGUCGACAACAUGGCGGGUGUGUUCUACAUGCUGGCGGCCGCCAUGGCCCUCAGCCUCAUCACCUUCAUCUGGGAACACCUCUUCUACUGGAAGCUGCGCUUCUGCUUCACGGGCGUGUGCUCCGACCGGCCGGGCCUGCUCUUCUCCAUCAGCAGGGGCAUUUACAGCUGCAUUCACGGGGUGCACAUUGAAGAAAAGAAGAAGUCUCCAGACUUCAAUCUGACCGGAUCCCAGAGCAACAUGUUAAAACUCCUUCGGUCAGCCAAAAACAUUUCCAACUUGUCCAACGUGAACUCCUCAAGAAUGGAUUCCCCCAAAAGAGCUGCUGACUUCAUUCAAAGAGGAUCCCUCAUCAUGGACAUGGUUUCAGAUAAGGGAAACUUGGUAUAUUCAGACAACAGGUCCUUUCAGGGGAAAGAGAGCAUUUUUGGGGACAACAUGAAUGAACUGCAAACCUUCAUGGCCAACAGGCACAAGGAUAACCUCAACAACUAUGUGUUCCAGGGCCAGCACCCUCUGACUCUCAAUGAGUCUAACCCUAACACAGUGGAGGUGGCCGUGAGCACGGAAUCCAAAGGGAACUCCAGGCCCCGGCAGCUUUGGAAGAAAUCCAUGGAAUCUCUACGCCAAGAUUCGCUGACCCAGAACCCAGUCUCCCAGAGGGAUGAGGGAACCGUGGAGAACAGGAGCUACUCCCUAAAGAGUCCUAGGUACCUUCCAGAAGAGGUGGCCCACUCGGACAUCUCAGAAACUUCGAGCCGGGCCACGUGCCACCGGGAGCCUGACAACAGUAAGAACCACAAGGCCAAGGACAACUUCAAAAGGUCAGUGGCCUCCAAGUACCCCAAGGACUGCAGCGAGGUCGAGCGCUCCUACCUGAAAACCAAAGCGAGCUCCCCCAGGGACAAGAUCUACACCAUUGAUGGGGAGAGGGAGGCCAGUUUCCACCUCGAUCCUCCCCAGUUUGCCGAAAACGUGGCCCUUCCCGAGAACGUGGACUUCUCCAAUGUCUACCAGGACCAUAGUGACAGUUUCCGCAAGGGGGACUCCACACUGCCCAUGAACAGGAGUCCCCUGCACGAUGAAGAUGGGCUCCCCAACAAUGACCAGUAUAAACUCUACUCCAAGCACUUCACCUUGAAAGACAAGAGUUCCCCUCACAGCGAGGGCAGCGACCGGUACCGGCAGAACUCCACGCACUGCAGGAGCUGCCUGUCCAACCUGCCCACCUAUUCAGGCCACUUCACCAUGAGGUCCCCCUUCAAAUGCGACUCCUGCCUGCGGAUGGGGAACCUCUAUGACAUUGACGAAGACCAGAUGCUUCAGGAGACAGGUAACCCAGCUACCCAGGAGGAGGUCUACCAGCAGGACUGGGCACAGAGCAGCGCCCUCCAGUUCCAAAAGAACAAGCUGAGGAUUAGCCGGCAGCAUUCCUACGAUAACAUCCUCGACAAACCCAGGGAGUUGGACCUUAGCAGGCCCUCCCGGAGCAUAAGCCUCAAGGACAGGGAGCGGCUUCUGGAGGGAAACUUGUACGGGAGUCUCUUUAGUGUCCCCGCCAGCAAACUCUCGGGGAACAAAGGCUCCCUUUUCCCCCAGGGUCUGGAGGUCAGCAAACGGAGCAAGUCUCUCUUGCCAGACCACACCUCCGAUAACCCUUUCCUCCACUCCUAUGGGGAUGACCAACGCUUAGUUAUUGGGAGGUGCCCCUCGGACCCUUAUAAACACUCGCUGCCAUCCCAGGCAGUGAAUGACAGCUAUCUCCGAUCGUCCUUGAGGUCGACGGCAUCAUACUGUUCCAGGGACAGUAGAGGCCACAGCGAUGUGUAUAUUUCGGAGCAUGUUAUGCCUUAUGCUGCAAAUAAGAAUAAAAUGUACUCUGCCCCCAGGGUUUUAAAUUCCUGCAGCAAUAGACGCGUGUACAAGAAAAUGCCUAGUAUUGAAUCCGAUGUUUAAAACCUUCCAUUAAUGUUUUAUCUAUAGGGAAACAUAGUUAAUGGCCAACGUUCCGGAGGAUAAAUGUUGGAUGUCCAAUAGUGCCCUGCAAGAGCAAGAGGAUUUAGGAAGGUAUUUUUCUGUUGGUUCUUUUGCACAUGGCUCCAUGCCACAGUCUUCCACUCAAGGAAUCUUGUGAGGUGUGUGCUGAGCGUGGCAGAUACCAGAUAGGUGAGUCCUUAACCAAAAAUCAACCACUAAAAGGGCAAGUCUCCUGGACAUGCCCGCUAGGUAUGUUGGCAAUAAUGACGCGUUGGAUGCCAAUGGUGAUGUGAUGAUUUCCUAUAUUCCAAAUUCCAUUAAGGCCAGUCCACCAUGUAAUUUCCUCAUCAGAAAUGCCUAAUGGUUUCUCUAAUACAGAGUAAGCAAUAUGGUAUGCAUGUAAAUCUGACACAGACAAAACAAGAAUGCAUCUGCACUGUAGCGAGAUUGACACGUGCAAGAGAUUAGGACGUUUGGAUUUAUAACUGGUCCAGCUUUAUUGUUAUGCCUUCCAUCACAGCCCCGGCCCAGCCCCAGAACUCCAGGCUCCCCCAAGGAGUAGCAAAUCAGUGUGUUUGUGGUCACUCUGCUAGCUUCACUGUAGUCCAUUUCCAAGACACAUCUGGAGUAAAAGGCCAGAAGGGCCCUCAGGCAGAGAGCUACCGGAAUCCCUUUGGAUGUCGAUUUGUGUAUUUCACAGACACUCUCUCACCCUUGGCUUCGAUGGUCUUGUUCAGAGCUGCAUAAACUCACACAUUUGUGUCUUCAAUAUCGUGUAAGUGUGGACCUUCUGUCUAUGACACAGCGGCCGUUGUAGUUUAUCCCGAAGACUCCUGUGUACGUAAGUUUGCAUUUCCCCCUUCUGGUGAUGACUCAGGGUUGUAUAGUAUCUGUUACCCUUCCCCCGCAGAGUAACCAUCACUCGUUCAGUCCCCGAAUCGCCAUGGUGGCGUUUCAUUGCGUGUUGCUCUUCCCAGUGUGGUGAAUGUGGUGGCAUGUGCCAGCAGCCAUAUGUGUACUGCGAUCCUUAAGAAGUAAAAGGCCAUCCGUCUGCUGAAGGCCAGCAUGGCUGUAGGGUGAUCUUCCUUAACGUCCUGAAAUUCAGCUGGACACUCGUCUCCAGCCCCACUUCCUUAAAUCAAAAGCCUUCAAAACAUGAGAGACACUCAUGCAUCUACCCUGAGCAGCCUCCAAAUUGUGGAUAAACUUUAGUGGGACAAGUGAUUUCUCUCUUCUGAAAUAGUCACUCUGUUGGAGGCAAACUGCCUCACUAGCACCAACGGGAGAUGAAAAAUUCCUCGAAGCAUUUGUCAUUUCCGAGUCACCUCCACUCUCACUCUACUCAAACCUGUGCAUAAAUGAUAUGAGGUGAUACUCAUUUUGUAAACCUUGGGGGAAGGGUAGGGAAUCUUUAUGCGUGAGAAGCUCUUAGCACAGUGCCUGGUACAUGCAGUGUGGCCCCCCAAAAUUAAGGCAGUUGUUAUGAUACUUCAUCAGACAAGAAUUUUCUAGUUUAAAAAUUAAAUAUGAUAAAACCCACAGCCAUAUUAAUUGAACACUUUAUAUCGUUCUAAUCCAAUAAUUAGUGUGUUUUAAAUACAUGAAUAUCCCUGAAAUGCUUGGGCUAAGUAGCCACCCAUUUCGCAGGGCACCUGGAUCUGUUGUGGUGUCAUGUUACAGAAGCCCUAGGCUAAUGUAAACGAGCCUGACCAUUUCCUGGUUUGCUCCUGCGUUUUGCUCGGGUUCCCAGAGGAGGGGACAGAAUGGCAGGUUGAAAAGUUAUCCUGUUUCUUUUAGUCAUGCUGUGUUCUGUUUCGUAGGCAGUGCUUUCCCAUGAGUGGGCAGGUGCCAGGAAUAAUUCUCUUAGAGCUUGAGGAUUCACUGAGUGGCUCCCUCUUUGAGAAAGUGCACCUGACCUACAAUAUUCCUCUAAUGAUGAAAAGUGGUUGCGGUAAAGUUCAGGGUCAGUGGUAGAGAGGCGGAGGGAGGCAGUGGGUGAGAAAGUCUUUGAGGUCGAGAGGCAGAAGGGGCCAACCAGGUGCUGAGGAGGAGCGCGCCUGCAUGUUGCGUUUUAUUUCUUGGGUGUUCCACCUUUACUGCCUCAAGAGAAUGGAGAAGCCUGGAUUGAAAGGCCCGGAAUAGUCCCCCCAGUUUCUAAUCUUAGACACACCUGUGACCAUAUCAUUGUUUAGAAUUGACUGCCUUUGCCCUUCCACUGCAUUCUAGACCUAUACAGCCCCAGCCGGGAUCACCUCCAUUUCCUCACAAGACUGGCAUGUCUUGACAUGAAAUGAAUUGAAAAGUCUCCCCAGAAUACAGAAGAGCAGUACAUCGCCAGCCUAAAGAGGCUGUCUGUCUUCCUCCAGUGUCCUCCAAACCAGGGAGCUGCCAAAUAUGGCAGAGAUCUCCAGGGAGGGUGAGAAUUACACUUGGAAUGACCCCAUAGAUCAAAAACCCUUCUAAUACCAGCAUUCGUUCUGCUAUGAGCCCCGUGCCUCCCUGGGUAUAGAAACUAAAAACAUGGCUUUGGGAAGAACCGACAGUAAUGUAGUGGGAAAAAGUAUACACUUCCUUUAAUGCCUAAAGUGUUUUAAAAAAAAUAACUAGGAUUGGAUGCUAUGUAAUAAGUACCAUUUCCUUCCUUCACAAAUUCACUGACUCUUAAUAGUGAUGAUCCCAAACUUCAGACAAUCGACCAUUGAUGAGACGGUCACUUUCCAAGUGAAAGGUAGUGAUGUUGAGCUAUUCAGAGGUAAUCCAAGUCAUUUCAGUUCUUUGGAGAAAGAGUAGCAGGAAUAUAACAUCCAACAGUAAAUCAUACCUACAGUACAGGAGGCGAUAAGAAUUACAUAGGAGGCCCUGAACUAUGGGUUCGUUACAGAGGGUUCCUCUGACACGUCUAGGCUCUGAGUCCUUAGAUUUGUUGAUGCCAAGGAUCCAGAAUCUCUGAACCCAAACGUGUGCCGGAGUUUCCUCUGACUCAAGUCGGAACUGGCAUCCGUAAUGAUAUCGCAUUAACUCCAAAUGGUUUUCUCCCCUUGAGAAGGACCCAACUAGUCCUCAGAUAGGUAACAGUAUGCACAUGCAACCAACUUAAAAUAUUCUGUGUGUGAGGAGAGUCUUCUAGGAUGCGAAUUCUACUCUGAGAAACCUUUGGGUUUUUGGAAAAUUGUUUCCAUUAUCCUUACACCUGCAAGUUCUUAGGCCACCUCUAGUUUUAAUGCUCUGAGAGGGCAGGUCACCAGUGGGUCUACUUUUCUGCCAGUGAGGCUUCAUGAGAGGUGCAGGAUUAUAAUCACCCUACUCAUUACUCUGUGUCCUUUGCAAAUCUCACUGCAUUUUUGUAGCCAGCACUGUCUCAUGGCUUAUACCCGGUUUUCUCUUCCCUGUUUCAUAAGGUGCCUGAGAAGUGUUCAUACGUAGGUUCUCUGAUGAAAGCAUUCAAAUUCACCCAUUGCAGCAAAAUCAGUCAAAUCAAUUCACGCCCAUUUUCAGGGGAGAAAAAAGAAAAUUACACCUUGUUUACAAAUGAAAUAGUUUCACUUAAAUGGGACUCUAGCCAAGGCAGUUAAUUAGUCAAAGGAUCCGCGGCAGUCACGCAGUCGUACAUUGUUGAUUCUGUUUGAUAUGUCUGAUGUGCAGUGGUAAUAUUCUGCAUCUGCAUAUGUCUACCACUGAUGUGUGUUUAAUAUUCUGCAUCCUUCUCAGGAAAUGACAAAUGCCCCGAAUUCUUUGCAGAUGGAAUUGCUAAUGAAAAAGAAAAAAAGUUGGUGUUAAUUAAAUGGUGAUUAAAAAUUUAUCUCCUUUAAACUUAAAAAGUGCAGCCUUAAUAAUCAGUUGUCAUAUAAAUAAAUAGCUUGCACUGAAAUCCCUUGCGGUUUAAGACCUAAAUAAAUACUAAGUUGAGAAACCUAAAUAUCUUUCAGAAGAGCUGAAUAUAUUCAUUAACUUUAUGCAAAUCCUGUACUGUUUCUUUGUGCGUAACUGUUGUGUAUGAAUUCUUAAAAGGGGGACAUGAGUUGUUUCUGAAAUAGAGCCUGUUUGUAUUAAGCACAGCUAGAGUGGACAUAACUGGACUUCAAGGGAAAGACCCACACCAACAAAAACCAAAACUGAACAGGUGAGAGCUAAGCUCAGUGGUUGGUAUUUAAUACGACUUAAAGGCAAUUUUCAUUUGAAAAGCAGUGUUUAUUUUCACUUGAGAUAAAACUAGACCUUUCUGGAUACCCAAUCUUCUCUUGGUAAACAGGGUUGCAAGUGCUUAAUGAGAGGUUACAUGGGGUCUGUACUUGAAAAGUUCUCCCAAUAUGCAGUUGCCCUUUUCCAUUCAAUCCCUUUACAUUAUUCUUUGUUCAUAUCUUAUUGUAUCAGAGGAGGUCAGCUUGCCACUUGGUAGAGAUCAGAGAUGAUCAAAUGCACUUAUCCUGUGAAUAUAAAUGCUCAUGUACACAUGUAUAUAAUAUACAUGCUCGGUUACUACAAUUCACAAGUAAGUGUAUCAUCCAAAUAAAAUUGUACAUAAUGUAAAGUUUAUGUUAAAAUUUAAAUGGUGAUAAUGAUAUUAACACAUGGAAAACCCAUUCUGGUUAUUGAUGGGAUGAUAUUUAUGUAAAGAGGGCACUGUUUUUCUAAAAAAAAUUAUCUCAGUUCUAGGGAGGAUAAUGGAGCCCAAGUGGGAUUUGGGUGUUGGAGUUCUUGGCCCCUUAUUAAAAAAAUAUAUAUCUGGGGUUAGGGGUGUGGGAUGUAUUCUGCUUACUUUUGCAGUGCUGAUACGGACAUGUAUGUGAUUUCUGUAAACCCAUCAAAGGGCGUAUUUCCUGUUUAAACUCCUCCUCUUCCCCCGCCCACACUCUUUCUGUGCCCGGAAGUACUCAGUAUAGUAUCAGCUAAAGGUGCCUGCCCAGAAGGGUCUUAGAAAGCCAGAACGUAUAGAACUACACCAAGGUUUGGCGGGCGGGGAAGGGAGAUGGGAAAAUUAAGAGAAAAUGAAAUUCCAAAGGGGCGGUAGUCAUCUGUAUAAGAUUGUCAGGUUGUCAGGUCUAGAACCCGAGACUUACUGGUCCAGUUCCUAGCUUGGUCCCCGUUUCCAGGCUAACUCGUUCCUAGGUUUCUCACAGGAGUGCUCCCCUGAGUACCUCUGGGAUCAGAGCCAGAGAACCUAAGAGAACUGACCUGGCUAUCUUUGCCUUUUGCCUUAUACAGACCCACGCAUCCCUCUCUGAAUGUGGUUUUCCUUUAAGCUCCCCAAAACCUCCUGCUUCAGAGUCCUGGAGAAGAGAAACUUUUUUUCAGGGACCUACCUGUUCCCUGGGAAGAGUUGAUAAGGGAUAUAGUUUAAAACCUCAAACCAAAGUUGAAAGCUGGCAGUGAUCACUGCGAUAAUAUUGUUAUAUUUCUCAUGAGCCAGGGAUGAACAUAGGACACUGAUUAGCUGAUGGAGCCUGACUGAGUAUCCACUCUCCUUUUAAGGACAAUUUGGGAUUGGGGAGCUGCAAAGGGAAUAGAAAGUACAGUCUCUUCCCAUAAGUAGUGUAUGGUCUAGAACUUCAGUUCCCUAAUGCAAAAGAUAGCUGAGGACCCAUGAAAUGCAAACAUAGACUACAUGAAAAAACUGGAAAUGAUAAAUAAAGUUUUUGUCAGGAGAUAAAAAUUUAUCUGAUUCCAUGCUCAAACAAACAAACUGACAGACAGUCCCUUCCCUAGGCUCACUCCCAAGUAACUUUAGAGAAUCUAGUUGUUGUUCCUGGAGAUGCCCUUGAUUAUUUCAACCUUCAAAGGCAGUACUUAGGGAACCCAGGAGCAUCUGAUCAGGUGAACAAACUUGCCCUUCUCGGGUUUCGCACAGGCAGCCUUGGAUCUGGUUCCAUUCAGUUCUCCAACCGUUGCCAAAUCAUGCCUCCUCCCAGCCCUGCUUUGUGACAUGUGCUUUAAGAAAAGGUUGUGGAAAAAAAUCCUCAAAGGAUUGGGAAAUAGACCAUGAUGUAAAAAGACUAUUUUCUGAAACCUUUUUUUGUUUGGUUUCGUUUUUGACUUGUGAAGAAUACUUUGGGUAGUUCAGGGUAUAAAUGUAUCAGGGAGGGAAGUAGAGAGAAUUCCUGUUGAGUCCCAAGUGCCUCGUGUUGUGGCUGGCGAAAGAGAACACAUCAGGUGCCUGGAGAGAAGAUGGGACAAGGAGAUGGCAAAAGGGGUCAAGGUGUGUUUCAGAAAGAUGGUGGGGUGGAAAGGGAGCUUAUUUUUUCUCUGUCCAUCCUAUUCUGUACGUUACUGGAACGUUGGAUUAUCUGUUCAUCCCAAGGACACACCUUGGUUCAGCACCUGAAUUUGGAAAUAUCAAAAUAUAUCUACAUUGAGUGUAGACUGUAUUCUAGGCGUGUCCUAGAAUGCAAUCCUCGAAAUAACCUUAGGAUGUUAAGUAUGAUUGCUCCCACUUUACAGAUAAGGAAACAGGCUCAGAUUGGUUUCAGCCUCAUCAGCCACAGAAUCUGCUAAUAAAUCUGUAAUAUUAGGCAUAGUCUCAAAGUGCCUGAUCUCCUCCAGGGAGGUCAGAAUAGAAGUCAGGAAAAGAGAUAUUCUGUUUUGAGGUCCCUGGGGCUAUUGCUUGAGUUUCAGCCUCUGUGGUGAGGAAGUUGGUUGGUGUCCUACCCCUCGUCGUCUGGUUUGGGGUGUGUUGAAAACUCCCGGGACCCCACCUCUGUUCAUGGUCCCUUCUGAGACUUGAAUGCUGUAUGUGUCUCUCCCCUGAAUGCUUGCACUCAGCACUUACUUUUUUUGGUUCCUGGGGAGUUAUUUUCUCUACUUAGCAUGUGCCUAAUCUUAAAUAUCCCCUUCCUAAUAUCUCUUCUCUUUCUUAGUAGACAUCAGGGAUAAUUCCAUUAAACAUAUGCAAACAAUAUGCUCUCACAUAUGUGCGGUUGCACACACACACACACACACACACACACACACACACUGCCUUGUGGCCCCCAUUAACGCUCUCCUAAACAUUGUGGCCCAUUUUCAGAAAGGGCAUGCUCUUUGCACCCUUCUGUUGCUUGUCUUUGCCAAGCAGACAGAAUGAGGUUCAGAGGUGUGACAGGGAAUUGAGAAUAAAGUUUUUGCAUAAAUGAUCAAGAGUUUGGUAAUCAGUAUGACUGAGGGGCAGCUAUUAAGAUUUUUUUUCCCUUCUUAGUCUGUUCUAUUUUUUUCAAAUUGUCUUAGAGAUACUUUCCUGGUCAUUGACAUCAAGAUAACUGUUGCACCACUGAAUGCUUGUUUGGUUUAUCUCAUUAAAGAAUUCCAAUUGGAAUAUUUCCACCAGGCUCUCUAGGAGUCUAAAAUGAUGUAGUGUGUAAUACACUGUGUACGCGAUGACCCUGAGGCAAUGACGCAUUCCGUUCUUGAACCCCCGCUCCCAUGUUCUAAGCCACACCUCUGUCUCCUGGCAUUUUAUUUACUGUGAGGUGGGACACAUUAGGACCAUUUUAUAGAUGAGGAAACUGAGCGGGGUUUGAAGGAAUGUUUCCCGGAGAGGUUCUGUGAUUCCACCCCCUCUGGGGGUCAUUUAACCUAAUGUAAGGUCGUCCUGGUCCCUGAGAAAUGCUCUAGCCCUUUAUAUCUUUCAAGCUGGCAGUAAAGUCUCUUAAGACAGAAAGGUUAUUAUUAUUUCAUAGCUAUUUUGAGAUCCUGUUGGGUCUACAAGUGCAUGACAACAUUCUCCCAGGGACGCUGAGCUUUGCAGAAACUGGAACACUCAAAAGAACAAUUUGGCCAGUGCUUCUCUCUUCACUGCGGCCGUAUUUCAAAGCACACAACUCUCCAGGGAGCAGGGACCAAACUGUUGAAAAUGGAGUCAUUUCUCAGAUUAACCUCCUCCAAAAAAGUGUCAUCAGUACAUAGAGACAAACAAGACCAAACAGAUUAUCACUCAUAAAUCCCUCUUAUCUACUACAUUUGUGAAACAAUGAGUUUGCGUUUUUGCAAUUCUGAGAACAUUCCUCAUUAGCAGUAGCCCUGGGUCAUAACCCCUUCCAGUUAAUUCUCUCUCACACCUUUGGGAAGGAUUUAAGAUGAGCCUUCAAAAGGAUAUUAAUAUAACAAGUAGCCAAUACCACAGCUGCCUUUUAAAUUAAUAAGGUUAAUUGUUCUCUAGCAAACAUAAGUUUGUCUUUGACAUUUUAAAUGCUUCUCAUUGAUCGGACAUUUUGCUGUUUCAAGCUUUUAAAGGGCUCAAAUCAAAGACUAUUGAUAGCUGAGCAAAUAGUGAAGGUCCAGAAAUAUAAAAACAUUGUCAAUUUUUCCGUGAAGAACAAUCAUAGGCUUUUGAAUUCGACCGAGGUUUUUACAUUAGCCAUCUAAGACUUAUUGAAUUAUUUCUAUUCUCAGUUAAGCUAAUUCAAACAAAUGAACAGUAUUGACUUUUCAAAUCUUUAUUUUUUUUAAUCUUUAGUUUAUAAAGUUUGUAGACACAGCUCUGAGGCCAUGACCAUUAAGUAAAUGUUCCAGGGUAGAAACUAAAGAUUCAGAUGACCAUUUGGGGUCAAAUUCAGGUGAUCAUCUUUGAAAAUCCUGAUGGAUUUGGGAAGAUGAAAGUGGCACUUGUAACAUUUAUGUUUCUCAAAUUUUUCCCCGGGAAAGGAUGUCAAUUAUUUAUUUUUUUUCAAAUAAGAAAUUAGGUCAAGAGUAACAUUUUCAUAGAAAAUUCAGUAAGCUACUCAAUACAACUAAUUACAUGGCUAGAUAUGGCUCAGAUGCCUUCCAAGCCUGAGGGUCCCAAAAUAUUUCUUUAACAGUUGUUUUUAACUCUGAAUCUUAAUCUUGUUCAUUCCCUUGCUAAAACAAAUUUAAAAGCAUAUACUUUCCAGAUUAUGUAGUCGGGAUAAUUCAAUGUAGUAUAUCACAAUAGAAUGUGCGUAUGUUUAUGUAUAGUCUAUAUAUUUCAAGCUGAAUAUUCAGAAAGCAUUAGGUGAGUUAAUUGGUGGCUUGAAAAAGAAGCAGAUCAUAAACAUCGUAAAUAAUGGCCUUCUCACCCAGAAAAAGAGGGUAAACUGUCCGUCUUUCAUUCGUGUUAUAAGACUCGUUGCAUAAUAAUACACAAGCUGGUCAUUACUCACAAGAAAGGAAUUGAAUUAAGCAGCUUGAAAGGUCCGUGUCUGAGUUCAUUUUUAACCCAACAUGGAUGGGUUUGAAGUCCUUGUGCAGAGGGUUUCCAUUCACAGCUACAUUCAAACAGUCUAAAACCCACAUCAGAACUGGCUCGGUCUCUUGUAUGGAGGAGCCCCAAGCAAGCUGUGUUCUCUACUCAGUGGUUUUCAUCUGGGAAUAAGAUGUUCACUUACCAACCGUAACAGUUUAUACCUGUCAUGUUUUAAUCCACUGCAUGAGGAAGUGCUAAUAAGUGUAUUAAAUAUUUCCAAGCAUAGCUACAAAAUUAUACGUUUGCUUAACACCUUUCUAUGAUAGAGGAAGUAUAUACUAUGGUUGUCUCCUUGUAGUACGUCUUUUAUUUUUGUUCAGCGUGUUAUCAGCUGUCUUAAGGAAUGGGGAUUGAAAUAUGUGUGCAAACUGAUAUGUACAUAACUCCCGAGGCAACAAAAGUGCCCAGUCAUAUCGUGUAAAAAUGUAAAUACAGGAGAAUUUCAUUUUUCUAAUAAAGAUAAUUUCUGCCAAUUGAUAUGAAAAUGAGAAA